GUUAAAAACUACGACAAGGAAACCUUAUCUAUGAAUAUAAAUUUUAAAUCAUUUUUAAACGUAGUUGCCGCGGUGUCUUAUUACAAGUAUCAUAUAUUUAGGUUAUAAUUAUGGAUUCUGAUUAUGAACAAAAAGUCGCCAAACUGAAAUCGAAAAUUAAAAGUUAUCCCGAUUUCCCAAAAGAAGGUAUUUUAUUUUGGGAUAUUUUUUCUGCGAUAUCAGAUGGGCCUACAUGCAGACUUCUACAAAAUUUAUUUGUAACGGUUAUUCGUGCUAAAUAUCCAAAUGUAGAAGCAGUAGUUGGAUUAGAGUCCAGGGGAUUUCUCUUUUCCUUUUCUGUGGCAACAGAACUGGGUAUUGGAUGUUUGCCAAUAAGAAAAAAAGGGAAAUUACCCGGGGAAGUGAUUUCCUAUAAAUACGACUUAGAAUAUGGUUCUGAUAUUUUACAAAUUCAAAAGGAUUCCAUCCGUCCAGGUAUCAAGUGCCUGAUUAUUGAUGAUUUAAUUGCAACAGGUGGCUCCAUUACAGCAGCUACAAAUCUUUUACUAAACUGCAAGGCAGAUGUUGUUGGUUGCCUUGUUAUAAUGGAAUUGAUAUCUUUGAAUGGUCGGAGAAACAUUCCUAAUGGUAUUCCAGUUCAUUCGUUAAUUAAAUAUGACUAGGAAAUGUAAUCUGUAAAAAAUGCAAACAUUAAUUAAAUUUAAAUGUAUGUAUAGUCCAUUCCUACUAGUACAAAGGUAGACUAUGUAAAUAUGUUACACUAUAAUGUUGUUGCCUAAUAAUAGAAUUGAAAAAAAAAAGACAAUUGCAAUACAAUGUUAAGUGAUCUAUAAAUACUUAGAGAAUUAAGUAUGACAUGACAUCGACUGAAAACUUAAAAUAAUGAAAAGAUGCCAAUGUAGAUUUGUUUUUUUUUUAUUAAUAUGUUUAGGCAGCGCUUAUUGUAUCAAUGCUGCAAUUUCUGUUGUUCACAAUUUCAAAAUUAAAAUGUACUAUAAGUUUGACUGUUGAUUAAUCUUGAUUACUUUAUUAAUGUCAUUGAUUACAAAUAGUAAUAUUUUUUUUUUGUAUUUAUAAAUGGACUGGCAACAUUUCAUUACUAUUGUUUUAUGAAAAUGACGUUCUUCUGAAUGCAAUUGAAAUGCUACUGUUGUACAGAGGUUAUUUAUUUUUUUCAGGUAUUGUAUAUUAUUGUAUCCAUAUUGUCCUAUUUUUAUCCAUUCUUCUUUUAUCUGUUGACUUAUUUUUUUGAAAUAUAUAUACAAUAUACAUUUUUAUUUUUACAAUUUAAACAGACUGUUAAAGGUAUAAGUGAUAAAGCC
This is a messenger RNA of Vanessa atalanta (red admiral), 1322 nucleotides long. RefSeq names its product adenine phosphoribosyltransferase (gene Aprt). Gene Ontology annotation, molecular function: AMP binding; adenine binding; adenine phosphoribosyltransferase activity. The record is from RefSeq and is a predicted model, not a curated record. Gene Ontology annotation, biological process: AMP salvage; adenine salvage. The transcript is spliced from 3 exons. Bases 111 to 662 code for a protein of 183 amino acids. Gene Ontology annotation, cellular component: cytoplasm. Lineage: Eukaryota; Metazoa; Arthropoda; Insecta; Lepidoptera; Nymphalidae.